AUGGACGCUCUCGAUGAAGAGCUUCUCUCCGCCAAGGCGAGGGGGCAAGUGAUCGAGGCGCUGAUCGUGCAGCCGAUGAGGAUUUCGCCGGAUUUCAGCGUCGAUGCGGCAGUGAUCGCCACCGCGGGCUACAAUGCGGAAGAGCUCAAGAAGCUGUGCAAGGAGGCAGGUUUGCGUGCUGUAGCUAGGAACGUUGGAGCGCAUAUGGAAGCGCAUGGGGGCAGCCUCCGCCAGAGGUUCCAUGAGGCCGAUCUGCAACUCAUGUUCGUGAGGACCGAAGAUUUCAUGGAGGCGCUUCCAAGGGUGCCUCGUUCGUCCAGAGAGGUUGGAUUCGAAGGAAUACCGACAAUCGGCUGGGAUUUGGUCUACGCGCCUACAAAUCUUCGCAGCGAGAUCACAUCCUUUCUCACUGGAACUUUCGAGGGACGACGACUCAUGAUGCGAGGACCGGACUCGAUCAAAAAGCUGUUUAGCCUGGCAAAGGCAGCAGAACCGACACUCGUGUAUUUCGAUGAGACCGAAGAGCUGAUCGCAGAGAAGGACUGGGACAAGUUGGUUGAAGUGGUGAAAACGCUCUCGGCGAGUGAUCACGUCCGUGUCAUAAUGGCUGCGAAAAAGCAGGCCGAGGAGCUCCAGGACGCCACGAAAACGCUGGAGUUCCAGCUGCCUGAAGAGACUGGCAGGGAAGUCAUGCUGCGGACUCUCUUGACCAACAAAUCUGUUGCCGACGACGUGGACUUCCAGCGAAUUGCAGAGCUGACCGAGAAGUUGACAUAUGCGGACUUGAGGAGGCUGACCAGCGACGCCUCGGAAAUAUGCCUAAGGGAAUUUCAAGCUCAGAAACAACUCGGGACAGGAGGCCCAGGGCGUCCCAUGCUCCAGCACAAGCACUUCAUGCAGGCCCUUCUUCGAGACCUGCCAGUAGAUUGGUUUCUCAUCCAGUGA
Messenger RNA from Selaginella moellendorffii, 945 nucleotides. Its product is annotated as cell division control protein 48 homolog C. The coding region runs from base 1 to 945 and encodes 314 amino acids. Gene Ontology annotation, cellular component: nucleus. The transcript has 5 exons. Gene Ontology annotation, molecular function: ATP hydrolysis activity; RNA binding; preribosome binding. Gene Ontology annotation, biological process: ribosome biogenesis. Lineage: Eukaryota; Viridiplantae; Streptophyta; Lycopodiopsida; Selaginellales; Selaginellaceae. The record is from RefSeq and is a predicted model, not a curated record.